Molecule: messenger RNA, 2231 nt
Organism: Hevea brasiliensis (rubber tree)
Lineage: Eukaryota; Viridiplantae; Streptophyta; Magnoliopsida; Malpighiales; Euphorbiaceae
Exons: 3
Coding region: 92-2059 (655 amino acids)
Molecular function (GO): oxidoreductase activity
Source: RefSeq, a predicted model, not a curated record
UUCCAGAAUCAAUGGAGCCGUAGAAUCUAGAACAAAGCCUGAGCAAAGAAAUGACGCAAAUACAUCUUUUGGGCAAAAACGCCAAGGAAAUAUGCCAUCGCCCAUCUCUUCAAGGUUUUCUUCUCCUCUAAACCCACCUCACUUCUGCAUUUUUCCUUCAACCGUUAAACUCCUGCCUGAUCUUACCGCCACCGCCACAGCCAAAAAAUCAACCCCCACCAUGUCCUUCUCCUCCUCAUCCUCCUCGUCGCCAUCACCAUCUAUAACCAACCCCAAAAAAGACAAAAAUUCUAACCCAGACCCGCAAAAGCUAACCCAAGUCUUAAAAUACCACAACCAGACCAAACACUCCUUCACCAACUACGCCAGAGGUCCUCGCGGCCUCGACUGGGCCAACCAACCCAAUCCAUUUCGGCGUUACAUCUCUGCUAUACUCCUUUCUCUCGUACAUUUUCCCGCUGACAAUCAAACCCCGUCAGCAUCAGCUGCUGAUUCCGCUCCUUCAUAUCAAUCUGUUUUUAAUUCUCUUCCUCCUCCAAAACCCAUCUCCAAAUCAUCAAUUUCUCAACUGUUUUAUGAUUCUCUCGCUCUCUCUGCGUGGAAAACUGCCGGUUUCUCUACUUGGUCUCUCCGGGUUAACCCGAGUAGCGGCAAUUUACACCCAACAGAAGCAUAUCUUAUUGCCCCGCCAAUCGAAUCCCUUUCUAAUUCUGCUUUUGUGGCGCAUUAUGCACCAAAAGAACAUUCUCUAGAGCUUAGAGCUACAAUCCCAUCUGAUUUUUUUCCGAAAUUCUUUCCACGAAAUUCGUUUCUAAUCGGAAUUUCAUCAAUUUUCUGGCGCGAGGCGUGGAAAUACGGAGAGCGUGCUUUUCGCUACUGUAAUCACGAUGUGGGUCAUGCUAUUGCUGCAGUUGCAAUGGCUGCAGCUGGACUUGGAUGGGACGUGAAGUUGCUUGAUGGGCUAGGUCAUAAGGAGUUGGAGAGGUUAAUGGGGCUCGAAAUGUAUCAAGGGUUUCAAAUUCCAGACACGCCAAUUAAAGGGAAAAUUCCUGAAAUUGAAUUUGAGCAUCCCGAUUGUUUGCUUCUUGUUUUUCCUAAAGGGAUCAAUGACUUGGAUGUUAAUUAUAAGGAACUGAGCUCGGCGAUAACGGAAUUUAGAAACUUGGAGUGGAAAGGGAAGCCAAACUCGCUUAGCAAAGAACACGUUUGCUGGGAUAUUAUUUACAGAACUGCAGAGGCUGUCAAAAAGCCGUUAACAGUGGGAGAUAGGUUCUCGAUUGAUCCAUUUCCGGGUAGUGGCGUUUGUAGUGAAGGGUCAUAUAAAGGUUUUACAGUAAGAGAAGUAGUAAGGAAGAGGAGAAGCGCAGUGGAUAUGGACGGAAUUACUAAAAUAAAUAGAGAAACAUUUUAUCAGAUUUUGUUACAUUGUCUUCCUUCGGGUUCAGGAGGUGGCAAGGGUUCUGGAGGUGGCAAAAAUCACAAGAAACAGUUGGCAUUGCCAUUUCGGGUUCUUUCAUGGGAUGCUGAGGUGCAUGCUGCAUUAUUUGUGCAUAGGGUGAUUGGGUUGCCAAAGGGAUUAUAUUUCUUAAUGAGAAAUGAAGAUCAUUUCAAUGAACUUAAGAAAGCUACAAGGGAGGCUUUUAAAUGGGAGAAACCAGAGGAGUGUCCUAAUAAUUUGCCUUUGUAUGAACUUGCUAGAGGUGAUUGCCAGCAGAUUGCCAAACAGCUUUCCUGCCAUCAGAACAUAGCAAGCGAUGGCUGCUUCAGCCUUGGUAUGAUAGCGCAUUUUGAACCUGCCUUGUGUGGCAGGGGCGUGUGGAUGUAUCCCCGACUGUUUUGGGAGACUGGAGUCCUUGGUCAGGUGUUGUACCUUGAAGCACAUGCAGUUGGAAUUUCUGCCACUGGCAUUGGUUGCUUCUUUGACGAUCCUGUGCAUGAAGUUCUUGGGUUGACAGGAUCAAACUUUCAGAGUUUAUAUCAUUUCACUGUUGGAGGCCCAGUAUUGGACAAGCGCAUAAUGAGCUUACCAGCUUAUCCUGGACCUGAUGCUGAUGCCUGAUUUCUCCUGGAGAAGCAUAGCUUAUGUUUGUUAGCCUCUGUAAAUGCAAUUUGACCUGUACAGCUCAUGCUGGAGAGUGGUAAUAUUACAUCUGAUAGCACAAAGGAUCUUAUGGACUUUUUAUGAUAUGAGAAGGAUUAUCUUUAUUAUACAAAUAUAUGUUUAUUUGUUA